Podarcis raffonei (Aeolian wall lizard) is the source of this 1470-nucleotide messenger RNA. RefSeq names its product calponin 2 (gene CNN2). The coding region runs from base 106 to 1020 and encodes 304 amino acids. Lineage: Eukaryota; Metazoa; Chordata; Lepidosauria; Squamata; Lacertidae. The record is from RefSeq and is a predicted model, not a curated record. Gene Ontology annotation, biological process: actomyosin structure organization. The transcript is spliced from 7 exons. Gene Ontology annotation, molecular function: actin binding.
AACUUGGCCGAGGGCGGGCGGAGGCGCGCGGAGCGGGUUCCCUUGCUUUUGGAGCGUGUGUGGAGCGCGCCUGCCCCGCCAGACAGCGCCCUGCCCCGGUACAGGAUGAGCAACAACCAGUUCAACAAGGGACCCAGCUACGGCUUGUCGGCCGAAGUCAAGAACCGGCUUGCGCUGAAAUACGACCCUCAGAAGGAAGCAGAAUUAAGGACAUGGAUAGAAAGCAUCACCGGAAGAGACAUCGGCCCCGAUUUUCAGAAGGGGCUGAAAGAUGGUGUUGCACUUUGCGAGCUAAUGAACAAACUUCAGCCGGGUUCGAUAAGGAAAAUUAAUCGCUCAGGCCUCAAUUGGCACCAGCUUGAGAACCUCUCCAACUUCAUCAAAGCCAUGAUGAGCUACGGCCUGAAGCCCGUUGACGUCUUUGAAGCCAACGACCUGUUUGAGAAUGGGAACAUGACCCAGGUCCAGGUGUCGCUGCUGGCGCUGGCGGGCAUGGCCAAGACGAAGGGGAUUGACAGCGGAGUCGACAUUGGUGUGAAAUAUUCCGAGAAGCAGGAGCGGUGCUUUGACGACGCGAAGCUGAAAGCCGGACAGUGUGUCAUCGGUUUGCAGAUGGGCACCAACAAAUGCGCCAGCCAGUCUGGGAUGACGGCCUACGGAACCCGGAGACACCUCUACGACCCCAAAAACCAUAUCCUACCUCCGAUGGACCAUUCCACCAUCAGCCUCCAGAUGGGAACAAACAAAUGUGCUAGUCAGGUGGGGAUGACCGCUCCGGGAACGAGGCGGCACAUCUACGAUUCGAAGCUGGGGACGGACAAAUGCGACGACAGCUCCAUGUCUCUGCAGAUGGGCUACAACCAGGGGGCCAACCAAAGCGGGCAGGUUUUCGGCUUGGGGCGGCAAAUCUACGACCCCAAAUACUGCCCCCAGGGGAACGCCGGCGAGGCGGCCAAUGCGGCGCAUAACGACGGGAAUUCGGCGGAAUAUUACUACUACCAGGAAGGAGAGGAGCAAUGAGCCUGGGGAAUUGGGGGGUGGUCCAAUUUCCCCCUCCCCAGCAAAUCACCAUUGUACAGUUCCUGCCUCUUAAUUGCCACAGAUACUGCAAUCUUUCCAUAUUUGCGACUUUAAAAAGAAAGAGAAUCUUUUCUCCGCGUAGCAGAGAUGAAAACAGGCUCCCUCAACCUCGGCCCUCCAGAUGUUUUUUGGGACUACAACUCCCAUCAUCCCUAGCUAGCAGUACCAGUGGUGAGGGAUGAUGGGAGUUGUAGUCCAACAACAUCUGGAGGGCUGAGUUUGCAGAAGCCUGGAAUAAAACAAAGGUCUUCCGUUCGUUCUUUUUUUAAGAAAGUGAGUCUAUGUGGGCCAGAUUUAAGGCUUUGUUUACACCACCAACCCGCCAGAUCUCUUGAAAUCUCCUCGUGAUUCUGGAUUUAAUACGCCACCAGGGUGCGGAGAUGUCCAAGA